AUGUCGAAUACAGAUUUACCGACACCGGAAGUGGUCCCGGAAACGCCGUCCCCGGGCAUCGAACCGGUUAACAAGUUCAAUUGGUUGAGAAAUGCGAAGAACGCGAGGCGGAAUCCAUUUGUUCAGGCGCGACCGACGCUUACGAGGGACAGUUCCACAUCUGAACUGUUUUCCAGGGAGAAUUCUAGUGCUGAUCUCUUUCAAAAUUCGCGUCUGAACCUCUUCGAAAGCACGCCGAAACCGGAAGUCACGAGUUAUAGCAAGGGUUUAACCUUCACAGCAUGGCAUCAAAGGACAAAGUUAGAGAAGGUUCUACUGGUGACCUGUUGCGCUUUGUUUCUGAUGGUCAUGUUGACAAUGACUAUGCUAGUCUGCUUGGAAACCACCACAGCACCGAGGGAACCGAGCAGAAAUGUUGAAGCAGAUCUGUGUCUUUCUGGUACCUGCAUCUACACAGCCAGCGAAGUGAUAAAAGCUCUGGACGAAACCCAGAACCCUUGUGAUGACUUCUACCAGUUCGCGUGUGGUGGAUGGAUCAAGAAUAACCCAAUACCAGAGGGGAAGUCCAACUGGGGGAUAUUCAGCCAGAUUGAACUGCAGAACCAGCUGAUAAUUAAAACUGCUAUGGAAAAAGUAAAUGCAAGCGAUUCCAAUGGCGCAGAGGCAAAAGCUCGUAUCUAUUUCGAUGCGUGUGUGGACACAAACGAAACGAUAGAGAGACUGGGAGAAAAGCCCCUGAUCGGGAUUAUCAAGAAACUUGGGGGUUGGCACAUUCUACCUAACACACUAGUCAGGACCCAGAAGUGGGAUCUACAAAAAAUGCUGCAAGAUGUUCAGAAUAAAUAUAACUUGGGCGGUCUUUUCAACUGGGCGGUGACUGAAGACGAUAGAAAUUCUACCAAGCACGUUAUAGUGCUUGACCAAGGCGGUCUGAACCUACCUACCCGCGAUAAUUACCUCAACAAAACAGCCCAUAAGAAGGUUCUCGAUGCUUAUCUGGAUUAUAUGACGCGUAUUUGCGUCCUCCUCGGGGCAAAUAAAACAGAAGCGAGGACACAGAUGAAUAAAGUGAUACAAUUCGAGACGGAAUUGGCGAACAUAACUACUCCGUCUGAGGAUCGACGAGAUGAGGAAGGGCUUUAUAAUCCGUAUACAGUGAAACAGUGGCAGAGGGAAGCGCCGUUUUUAAACUGGAGCAUGUUCUUCAACGAUGCCUUCAAGUUUGUUAACAGGACGAUAACAGACGAUGAGAGGAUCGUUGUCUACGCACCUGAAUAUUUCAGAAAUUUGAGUAAGGUUCUCCGGAAAUAUAGUAAAACGGAAGAAGACCAGAGAACACUGACGAGUUAUAUGAUGUGGCAAGUGUCGCGUUCCCUAUCGACCUACCUCUCUAAGCCUUUUCGAGAUGCUUCUAAAAUAUUGAGGAAGGCGUUACUAGGAUCCGAGGGUACUGAGGAGUCUUGGAGAUACUGUGUCACAGAUACUAAUAACGCUAUAGGUUUCGCAGUCGGCGCCAUGUUCGUUCGAGAAGUAUUCCACGUAGCUGCGAAGACUGAAGGAGAAAUUAUGAUAGACAAUAUUCGAGCGGCUUUCAAGAAACACCUGAAGCAGCUGGGCUGGAUGGAUCCGGAGACCAGGGAUGCGGCUGAGAGCAAGGCUGAUGCUAUCACCGACAUGAUUGGUUUUCCAGACUAUAUCCUGGAUAAGAACGAGUUAGAUAAGCAAUACGACGAGCUCGUAGUGAAGCCUAACGAAUAUUUCGAAAAUAACAUCGCGUUCAAUACUUUCAGCCUGAAACACGAUCUGAAAAAAUUGGACCAGGUCGUUAAUAAAACUAAAUGGGGUAUGACGCCAUCCACAGUAAACGCAUACUACACACCUACAAAGAAUCAAAUCGUGUUCCCCGCUGGUAUUCUCCAAGCACCAUUUUAUGACGAAAACAAUCCUAAGAGCGUGAAUUACGGGGCGAUGGGGGUAGUUAUGGGGCACGAACUGACUCAUGCUUUUGACGACCAAGGACGUGAAUAUGACAGGUUUGGAAAUUUAAACCAAUGGUGGAACAACAAAACAAUAGCACAGUUUAAAAAUCGAGCGUCGUGUAUACAGAGGCAAUAUUCGAAAUACAGCGUUGACGGCCAGCAUCUUAACGGGAAGCAGACUUUAGGCGAGAAUAUAGCUGACAAUGGAGGUUUGAAGGCGUCGUACCACGCCUAUUUGGAAUACAGCAAGACAGCACCUAGUAAUCUUACCCUUCCCGGCCUCAAAUACACUCAUAGACAACUGUUCUUUAUUUCGUUUGCACAGGUGUGGUGUUCAGCAAUGACAAAAGAGUCUACAAAGAUGCAAAUUGAAAAGGACGAUCACACUAUAGCUAAAUACAGAGUAAUUGGACCGAUCUCGAAUCUUCCAGAGUUUUCUGAAGAAUUUAACUGUCCUCUCGGUUCGAUGAUGAAUCCUAAACAUAAGUGCGAAGUGUGGUAA
This is a messenger RNA of Leptosia nina, 2481 nucleotides long. NCBI's taxonomy places the organism in Eukaryota, Metazoa, Arthropoda, Insecta, Lepidoptera, Pieridae. The record is from the annotation of a GenBank genome assembly.